Aspergillus chevalieri is the source of this 912-nucleotide messenger RNA. RefSeq lists its product as uncharacterized. NCBI's taxonomy places the organism in Eukaryota, Fungi, Ascomycota, Eurotiomycetes, Eurotiales, Aspergillaceae. The transcript has a single exon. The coding region runs from base 1 to 912 and encodes 303 amino acids. The record is from RefSeq and is a predicted model, not a curated record.
AUGAUGACUUUGGAGGAGUUCUUGCAAUAUGCCUCCGAGGAGCCAGAAUGGUUGUAUGAGAAGCUCCAGGCAACUCAUCAACAAUAUGAUGACAGUCUUGAUGAUUAUAAGGCCCGUCUUGCUGAAGAAGAACUACGAGGUCAAGUCAAGGAUGGAGAUAUUGCGCUUCUGCGCCGUGAAACAGAAGAGAUGAAGGGACAACUCCAAGAUAUCAAAAAGCAACUUACUGAUGUGACUGCUGAACGUGACGCAUUUGGGAGCCAAAUUGCCCGACUGGUGAUGGACAGUGCCAGUGGUCGUCAGGCCUCUCCAAUGCCCAUCAACAGCAAAUCCACCAAGAUCCCAGAUCCUCCAAUGCUUACCGAUGGAAAGGAGCCCCGAUUCGAAGACUGGCUGCUCCUGAUGUCUCAGAAGCUUGCUGCCAAUGCAGACCACUUCGACACUUCCCAACUCCGUAUAGCAUAUGUGGCUAGUCGAUGUGAUGGUAAAGCUCGGAAACACAUCACUCCACGCAUGCGAGAUGAUGCAUUAAACCCAUAUACUGACUCAAAAAAUAUGCUCAAUCACCUGAAAACAAUCUAUGACGAUCCAAACCGUGUUACCACUGCAAAGCACCAAUUUCGGCAGUUAUACAUGAAGAACAGUGACAAGUUUCAUGACUUUUUCUCUGAAUUCCUCUACCUCGCAGCUGAAGCGGGUAUUGCUGAGGAUGAUUGGAAAGAUGAGCUCUACACCAAAUUGACGACCAAGCUCCAGGAGCUGUGCAUCUCCAGUAGCAUUAGCGAUGGAACAUUCCAGGAAUUCUCCAGCGCUGCCUCCCAGACUGUAGGCCGACUUGAAGUGACCAAACACUGGAUUCAGAAGAAUCAGAUGUUCGCCCCCUACAAGGAUACGAGCAAGGGAUCCAGUUGA